AUGUCCGAUCCCGCUCCGCCGCCCGGUAUGGCCCGUCCGCCGCUGCCCGCCACCGCCGCGUUGCUGGCCGCCGCCUUGCUGCACUGCGCGCCCGCUGCGCCCGCCCGCCGACAUAAGCCGGAUGUGUCUCGAAAGCAUCACACCUGGAAGGAGCAGAGUCCUUGGCUGUCUUCCUUGGUGAACGCUGUGGGGACCAGUGUGCCUGCCAAGGGCUUUCCCGUGGGUGCAGAUGAGCAGGUGGCACGCUGGAACCCGCCCCGCUGCGGCGUGCCGGACCUCCCAGUGUCGCCGGACGGCCAGAAUGGGCGGAACCGGCAGAAGCGGUUUGUCCUCUCCGGCGGACGCUGGGACAAGACUGAUCUCACCUACAAAAUUAUCAGAUUCCCAUGGCAACUUGUAAAAGAUAAAGUGAGAAGGACCAUUGAGGAAGCUUUGAAAGUCUGGAGCGACGUGACUCCGCUGACCUUCACCGAGGUGCAGGAGGGCCGGGCUGAUAUCGUGAUCGAUUUCACAAGGUACUGGCAUGGAGAUAACUUGCCUUUUGAUGGGCCUGGAGGGAUCCUGGCACACGCGUUCUUCCCCAAGACACACCGGGAGGGAGAUGUCCAUUUUGACUAUGACGAGACCUGGACGAUUGGGAACAACCUGGGGACUGACCUCCUCCAAGUGGCUGCUCAUGAGUUUGGCCACGUCCUGGGCCUGCAGCACACGGCUGUCUCCAAGUCACUGAUGUCUCCUUUCUACAUCUUCCGCUACCCGCUAAGCCUGAGUGAGGAUGACAAGCAAGGUAUCCAGUACCUCUACGGGAAACCCAAACUGGAUCCCGACCCAACCCCAACUCAGCCAGCAGAGCUGCCCCCGCCGGACCUUGAAACAAAUGAGAUCACCAACGUGGAGUCUGUGCAGCCCGACGCCUGCGACACAGCUUUCGACGCCGCGUCCACCAUUCGAGGGGAGCUGUUCUUCUUCAAGUCUCGCUAUGUGUGGCGGCUCCGAGCUGGAAAGCUGCAGGACGGCUACCCAGCUCUGGCCUCCCGCCACUGGCAGGGGAUCCCCAGCUCUGUUGAUGCCACCUUCGAGGACCCUCUGGGCAAUAUCUGGUUUUUCCAAGAUUCUCAGUACUGGAUUUACGAUGGUGAGAGACGGGUAUCUGGUCCCACCCCGAUUGUGGAGCUGGGCCUCCCUGCAUCCCCUGUGCAGGCAGCUCUGGUGUGGGGGGCUGAGAAGAACAAGAUCUACAUCUUCAGUGGAGGCAACUACUGGCGCUUCAACCCUCGCACCCGCCAGGUGGACAACAUCUACCCCCGGACCAUGGCCGACUGGCGCGGUGUCCCUCAGGAGAUCGACGCAGCUUUUCAGGAUGAGUUUGGUUUUGCCUAUUUCCUGAGAGGCCGAGAUUACUGGAAGUUUGAUCCAGUCCAGGUGAAAGUGCUGGAGGGCUACCCACGCCAGAUCAGCCAGGACUUCUUCAGCUGUACACCUUCCUCCAACUCCUUCAGAUGAGGGGGGUGCU
Messenger RNA from Gavia stellata (red-throated loon), 1513 nucleotides. RefSeq names its product matrix metallopeptidase 11 (gene MMP11). The coding region runs from base 1 to 1503 and encodes 500 amino acids. Gene Ontology annotation, cellular component: extracellular matrix. The transcript is spliced from 8 exons. Gene Ontology annotation, molecular function: zinc ion binding; metalloendopeptidase activity. Lineage: Eukaryota; Metazoa; Chordata; Aves; Gaviiformes; Gaviidae. The record is from RefSeq and is a predicted model, not a curated record. Gene Ontology annotation, biological process: collagen catabolic process; proteolysis; extracellular matrix organization.